Molecule: messenger RNA, 1935 nt
Organism: Colletotrichum spaethianum
Lineage: Eukaryota; Fungi; Ascomycota; Sordariomycetes; Glomerellales; Glomerellaceae
Exons: 1
Coding region: 1-1935 (644 amino acids)
Source: RefSeq, a predicted model, not a curated record
AUGGUUGAGCAAUGCAUUCUCCCUAUUUGUUUGAGGAAAACGUCCAAUGGUGUCACAAACUUCGAACCACUGGUUUUGGAGGUUGAGCUCUACUACGGACUCUGGGGUCAGAAGCUCCAGCAAGUCAAGGCUUGGGAUCGACGAUUUUGCAACAUACCAAGACUGAAUCAGUGGCUGCUUAAUUGUACUGACCAACACGGCCAUCAAUGCAACGUGCCGGUAUCACAGACGCAGUUGCCAGCUGGCUUCCGACUUAUCGACACCACUCUUCAGUGCGUGGCGAGGGUGAAGGACGUAGCCGACUUUGUAGCAUUGAGCUACCAAUGGCGCACUGCGACAGCAUACAAAGAUAGGGAUCUUCAACUAACGAAGGCCAAUGUGGAAGAGUUGGAGAGGCCUUACUGUUUGCGAGACUCCCUGAUCCCUGAGGUUAUCAGUGAUGCGAUGCAGCUGUGCCGCGAAAUUGGCCGCCGGUAUCUAUGGGUGGACCGGAUGUGCAUUGUUCAAGACGAUGAGGGUCUUAAAGUCUCUCAAAUUCAGGCCAUGGACACAAUAUACCAGCAGGCCUUUGUCACCAUUGUUGCCUGUGCUGAUGGGGUCGGCGCUGGACUACCCGGACUAUGCUGCAGACCUCGAAGACAAAACCUAAAGAAUAGAUGGUGGAAUUUCGGCAUCGAUGGACACUACGUCGGAGCCAGCAUGGUUAACACCACCCAGGUUGUUGACAGUUCUGAAUGGAACACAAGAGCUUGGACAUACCAGGAAAGGAUUUUGAGUCGCCGGCAUAUCUUUUUUAGCGACGUGGACGUCUUCGUCAGUUGCUUCCACGUCAGCUCAAGACUCGAUGUUGGGGAAGCCGAGCAUGAUUAUAACCUACGCCGAGAUCUCCAGUCAAAUGGCCACGGAUUUGAGACGGGUCUUCGACGAGACGAAUCCUACUAUGGAGGUUUCAUUGAGAUGUACGGGGUGUUGACAGAGACCUACACUCGUCGAAUAUUGAGUUAUAGAGCCGACAUUCUCAACGCCUUUGAUGGCGUAUGCAGGCUUUUCUGUUCCUUGACCAACACCGUUAUGCUCUUUGGAAUUCCAGAGCGUUUCAUGCUACAGGGGCUUCUCUGGGGCCACGAAGGGACAAAAGGUCUGGCGACGGAACCACUCGGGCUGCCCACCUGGACCUGGGCGGCGUGGGAAGGACAAGUCAACUUCAGAGACCACCCCUUAAGGUUCUUGCAGCCCCUCAGCCGCUUCCACUUUGGCAACCUCGUUUCCAUAUUCUAUUGUGACCAGGACAGAGGGGUUUCGCGCUUGAGACCGCUGGAAGAGGAAAGAUUAUGGUUCAACUCACAGCCCUUGGAAGGAGGGCACGCCAAUGCAGCACAGCAAGUACUCUGGAACACAACCAACAAAAGCAGGGCUGGCGAUGACCCGGUCGCUGUGUGGACCAACUGUGUCCAUGGACCCCUCAACGCCCUCGAGCACGUUGAUAUUGACGACAUAACUCGAGCAAGGGCGGAAGCGCACCCUCACUGCCUCGCCUUCAACACCACAGUGGCCUCGCUUCGUCUUGGCCUCCUGCCUUCGGAUGAAGAGGACAACGGGACGGAUACUCACAUUCGAAUGGGAAUUUACAGCCAACAGGGCGGGCUAGUCGGGGAAACCGCAUUAAUGGACCGAAGAUGGGCCCAGAAGCAGUUCGAUGCGGAAGCCUACCACGUAUUCGCUCUGGCCGCAGGUCACAUGUUCAAAAGUGCUGACAGAGAAGAAGUGUUUUUCUCGGGGAAAUACCCCUUCUUUCGGCCUCGCGAGCCCUGGAGUAUUAUUGUCAUGAUCGCAUCUAGGGAAGGUCCCUUCUACUCGCGUCUGGCCCUGGGGAGGGUUAGUCCUGCGACUUGGACAAGCGUGAACCCGCGAUGGGAGCCGGUCAUCUUGGUAUGA